ACUAGGGGGGUUGCAUUAAGCUUCCCAUAAUUCAAUUAUCAUUUGGCGCAUCAAACUCAGCAUAGAUGAUACAUUGGGCAACUCAGGAUUAUUUACGCACCGUCCGAAUGCUCUCCGUUCCAUUCCUUUAUGUUUCCUUGUGCCUCUUUUAUAUUUAUUUCUAUUUAGCUUGAGUGCUUAUUGCGAUUGAACUGGGCGCGGGCGCGUUUCCGACGGAGCACAUCUGAGAGACUCCCGUAGCCGACAAAGGCGCUCUUCCCCCUAUUUUUCUUCCCCCUCUCUCUUUUUUCCUUUUUCGUUCGCCGCUUUCGCGAUCCCACACACACUCUCUAUCUCUCUCGCGAUGCACUGCUAUUCGCAACAGGUGGGCGACAGCAUUCAGGGUAGCAAGAGAAAAGAACGACCGCUUCGUUUUCUCUAUCGACGAGGGAACGCCCGGCUCACUGCCGUUCCGAAGCAGUGGAAACGCCGCCGACGAGCCACAUCCGCUCGCGCAUAAGGUCCCUGAAUACUCCGCGCAGGCCACGCUCUGCCAUCCACACACACAGGCCCGACGCAAUGACACAAUGAUACUCCUCCUUCCUUUUUUUUUUUUUUUUUUCGCGAAGCAGAAGCAAGGCCGAACGAGACUAGGGGAACGAGCGCCCGGGAGGAUGGAGACGGGAGCGCGGCUCAGCAGUUUAGGCGCAUCCCACCAGAUGGCGGCAGGUUAUUCAGAUGCGCCUCAUUGUGUGCGCGCAGGCUUCCUUCCGCUGCCUCGCCCAUUUUCAUUUUUUUCCCCUCCCCGACACUCCGCCACCUGUUCGGUCCGGCGCGAAGCCAGAACAGCCAACCAGCGGCGGUGGCCGUACGUGUGUGCGUGCGUGCGCGCGACUUCCACGACUUCGCUCGCCCCGACCGGCGCGGCGCGCCUCCCGUUCAUACCUGUGCCCGCGGUGAUCUCGCGCGCAGUGCAGUAGCUUGACGUCUUGGCCGGCGUUGCGUACCGGUGUCUUCGCACGCUUCCCCUCAACGAGUCCAACGGCGCCGGCAGCUUCUGCGGUGGCGCACUUUUCCUCAUUUCUUCAGCUGCCGUUGUGGUCAAACGUCGACCGUUUGUCGUCGUCUGCACUGAUCUGACCUGUGCCGAUUUCCUGCCCCUACUACUUUCUUCCUCGUUUUUUUUUUUUUUUUUUCUUCAAUGAAAUCUUGCGGUUCCUGCCUCUGGUGGUGUCGUGAGUGAAUUGGCCUCACACCGGUGUGUGCGCGCGUCAGUGUUCUAUUUUGUUUGUGUGUGUGCGUGUGUUUUGUGCGCGUGUGCUACCGGAGCUGUAAACAGGAUGGAUGCGUGAUCUGUGGUGGUGACCGCCCCCCAGUGCCUCUUCAUCGACUGCAAUCGUCGCACCCGCUUCUUGGAUUACGUGGCCUGCGCAAUCUGUGUGCCGUCGGCGUCGCCUAUCGCACCAUGGGACUCGAGGACGUGGUCCCUUAAUCUGCCGUCAUUCCCGGGCCUCUCAGAUCCUGGACGCAGUUGUGAACGGCGGGACGGCUGGUUCAUUGGCUUUGCAACCGUUCCAAGGCUGCGGGAGACUUCUGGCUGGUGGCCCAGAGGGUGCAGGCGAGGCGAUGUGCUGAGAUCGUUGAGAGGGAUGCCACAUCGGACCCCCCUGAGUGCGCCCCAUCUGUAUAGAGGGCGCUGAGUACCACACCGCUCCGCAUGUAUGACCAGCAUGAGGACAACUGGGGAUACGAGAGCCUGUACACCAGCAUGGCCUGCGUUGACACUCGGGCCUCGGCCCGGACGCCCCGGGAGCUUCUCUACGGGGACGACGACGAGGACUGCUGCGACGUUGCCUCGCUACCUGAGGCCGUCGGAGCAGGACUCUCCGACAGGACGUUGUCGGAGUACAGGCUUCCCAAAUGUGACCCAUCUUUGGAGGGUUGGUCUGAGAUGAGCGUGGUCACCAAUGUAGUUCUCAAGAAGCGGAGGAAGCCGGAAAACAAACCCCAGUCGCAGUUGAAGAAGUGCCUUAAUGAGAAGCACCGGCGGGAGCAGGAGAACGUCUACCUGGAGGAACUAGCAGAACUGAUCUCUGCUAGCCUGUCUGACAUGAAUUCCCUGUCCGUCAAGCCAGACAAGUGUGCCAUACUGCAGGAGACGGUCAACCAGAUUCGCCGGAUCAAGCAGCAGGAGGCAAGUGGCGGAGGAGGCCUUGGCGAGCUGCAGCAGAGCGAGGUGUCGUCGAGCAAGCCAACUAUCCUGAACAGUGACGUGCUUGGGCCCUUGCUCCUCGAGGCGCUGGACGGGUUCCUGUUUGUGGUUAAUACCGAGGGGCGCAUCGAGUUUGUGUCGGAAAACAUCUCGUCCUUCCUGCAGUACGGCCAAGGGGAGCUGGACGGCACGAGCAUCUACAACAUUCUGCACCACGGCGACCAUGGCCGCUUUAGCAGCAACCUGCUGCCCAUGUCGCUGGGCGCCAACGGCCUGGGCUGGACCGAGGUUGGAGGCAAGAGCCGCUCGUUUCAGUGCCGCUUCCUUUUGCGCCCACCCGACGCCGAGGACAAGCAGAAUAGUGCGCGCAUCGCCCCCCUUUAUGAGAACAUGCAGAUCUCAGCCAUCUUCCUGCCCCACCCAAACGGCUCCGUCACGGGAGGCGCAGGCAGCGGCGAUGAAUCCGGUGCAGACUCCGAAGGGCAAAACUGCCUGGUCUGUGUGGCUCGCCGUAUCCCCGCGAACGAGAAGAUUCCAGCCUCUGUAGGUGUGGAGCAGUUCACGACACGCCUUGACCUCAGUGGCAAAAUUCUUGCUGUCGACACCAGUGGUGUGUCGUCGACGUACAGCCAGUACCUCAACAAGUCCCUCGUGGGACGUGUGAUCCAGGAGCUCUGUGAUUCCAGGGAUCUCCACAAGUUGGAUCAGCAUCUUAAAGAAACCCUCCAGCAGGGUCAGCACACGAGCGCCAUUUACCGGCUCCAGGUGACGCCCGACAAGUCUCUGCUGGUGCAGACCAAGAGCAAGCGCUUCAACUGCAACCAGGUCACGAGCGAGCCAGAGUUCCUCAUGGCCACCCACUCCAUCAUCCGGGACAGCGAGGCCCCGUCCCCGGAUGAGCUGUGCAGGGUUCCGACACCAGUCAACGGAGCACCCUCCUCCUCGUCAUCAGGCCCUGCCCCCAGUGGUAGCGGGGUCACCAGUGGCGGCGUGGUAGGGACGGUGGCAACUAGUGGGCUCCCGUCCGUGUCUGUCGCGGGUGGGAGCACUGCGGCCGCCUUUUUUCACCUGAGCCCCUCGUCUUCGGGAGGCAGCCAGGACUUCAACCUGCUCUCCAUGGAGAUGUUCCCGUCCACCUCCUGGCCUGAGGAGGAAGACCUCUCUUCGGCACACACGCCUAAGGGUGGCAAGAGCAUGGCCAGCGGAGGCGAUGAUGGCGACGACGAUUACGGCUCCUCAUCCUUGCCACCCCCUGCAUCGACACCAGGGGCUGUGAGUGCGCCCUCGCCCUACACUACAGGGGGCACGACUUCGUCGUCGGAGGACGGUGGGGCGCAGAAGCUGCGCAACCUGCUGACUCAAGGCCUGGGUGGGGGUGGCGGUGGGAACGAGGAGACGGAUGCCCCGAGUAGCAGUCGGUCGGAGAAUGUAAUCCUUCGAGAGCUCCUCAACCAGGAUGACGAGGAGGAGCGGCCGGAGGGGAACAACAUGCUCAGACGGGUGAGCAGGAAACGCCGAGCACUCUGUCAGUUGCUGAAUAGCGAGGACAAUGGGGACAAGAGUUUCCGCAGGUCACAGGAUCUGCUCAUUCAGCAGCUGCUCAAGGCCGAGUCGCCCGACAAGCCCGAGGGUGCAGAAGAAGGCGGCACCAAGCGCAAGAGCCUCGAGGAUGGGCCGGAGGCUGAUCAGGCACCCAAGCGCCCCAACAUGACAGGCACACGACCGCCGACGAUUGCCCGUGUCAGUUUCCCAAAGACCUUUGCCCAAAGCAUCCACUUCCAGUACCAGCGAUUGCCUUCAGGGAUCAUGCAGGGAGCAAGCGGCAUGUCCCUUAGUCCCGAGAUUAAGGCUCACCUCGCUGGCCAGAACCCGAUGCUGGCAUCAAUGCUGGCGCAGACGCCGCGGCCCGUUCCCUCGGUGCCAACAUCCAUUGCCAACUCGAUCGUGUCACAGCUGCCCCAAGAGCGGCUGCCGAAAAACCUCGAGAAGAAGCUCAUCCACACGCCGCCGACACCGGGCGGACUGCUGCAGCCGCCGCACCAGCAGCAGCAGCAGCCACAGUCGGUGAUGGUCAAGCAGCCGCAGCCCGGCCGUCCCACUUCCCUGCUCGGUCUGGGCCCACAAGAAUCCAGCACAAUGACGCUUCAGCAGCAGCGUUCCUUUGGUGGUGGUGGUGGCCUCAUCCAGCAGCAGCAACAGCAGCAGGGCUUUCUCAGCAAGAUUCUCAUGAACAGCCCAGAUUCGACCAGGCGCGCUGUGCAGCUGUCGCAGCAGUCAUCUCAGGCUUACCUGCCGCACACGACGAGCACGGCAGGGUCCAGCUUUGCCACGGCCGCGAGUGGCCCGGGUGCAGUGCUGUCGGAGCUCCUCAACGAUUCGCGCAUCCCGGCCAGCAUUGUGAAUGCAGUCAACUCCUCAUCCGCAGCGUCGCUUUCCAUGGCUGCUGCGGCGGGGGGCGCGUCAGCGGACCAGCUGCUGUCGCAAGUGCUGGAUGAUGUGUGGAGCCUGCAACAGGAGCUGCAGCCGGGUGUGGAGACGACAACAGCCUCGGAGGAGACGGUGCUACUGCGACUGCUCGAGGAAGUCCUGGACGGUCCGCAGCAGGCGCAGCCCUCGCAGGGACCUCAGGGUGGUCCGCAGGGGCAGCCCGACCUGAGUGAAAAGAUGGCCAUCAGUGCCAUCCAGCAGCAGCUGAUGAGCUUCGAGUCGCAGCCCCCGCAGCCACAACAGCAGCAGACCUCUCUCUACGCGGGGCCCGGGUCCUCUGCGUCCUACCAGCCGGCUCCUCCUAUGUACAGCACCACAGCUGCUCAGAGGCUGCGGCUAGCCUCCCAACAGCCGCAGCCAGGUCAGCAGCCGCAGCCGCAGCAGCAGCAGCAGCAACAAGGGCUGCGCCAGUAUGCUCCCAGUGUGGCCAGCAUGGCAGCCGUGUCUCCACAGAUGCGGCGCAACCUUCUGGAGCGCCGCCAGAAGAUGUUCCUGCAGCAGCAGCAGAAGCGUCUGCUGGCUCAGCAGCAACAGCAGCAGCUUACCAUGCAGACGCAGCAGCAGCCUCCUGACACGUUCGGGCCCGAGAGCAUCAACGAGCUGCUGAACCACGGCGUGGCGCCACCGAACAUUGCCAUUCAGCACAGCUACCACCUGAGCCAGGCACAGGGCAGGGACCUGCAGGAGAGAAUGAUGAAGAUAUUCAGACCGAGAGGUGGAAUGUCUGGUGGUGAGGCGCCGCAGCAGCUGUCUCCACGGUUUGGAGGUGUGCUCAGUCCCCCUCAGCAACAGCCCCAGCAGCUGUCUCCCGGGCAGCGCUACUCGCCGCAGCAGCCGCAGCCACAACAGGGAGGCGGCUUCCCUAGUCCAUACCCGAGUCCCGGUUCCCCUCACUUGGGCUCUCCCGGUGGCGGUGGGGGCAAUGGGCCCCCUCAGUGGUCUCCACGGCCCCAGGCUGCAUCCCUCCAGCAGCAGAACCCCAUGCUCAAUGCCCAGCUCUCACAGGGUAAUUUCGGCGUGCAGCAGCAACAGCAGCAGCAGCAACAACAACAACAGCAGCAGCAGCAGCAACAGCAGCAGCAACAGCAACAGCAGGCACGCUUUGUGAGCCAGGCACGGCAACCCCAGCCCCAGCAGCAGAUGGCUGGAGGGGUCCUGCGGCCAGCGGCCAGCCCGGGGGCCGGCCUGUCUCGAAACCCGUCACCUUUUGGGGAGCAGUUCCCUUUUGCUCCAGCCAACAGAGGCGGGCCCUCCCCCGGUCCUCCUUCCCAGCAUGGUCGCCUGCAGAGGGCCAUGUCAGUGCCGGCGGCGGCUCGGGUGAACUCUCCUCGAACACCGCAGCAGCAACCACAGCCUCAACCCGGCUUCGGGGGCGACCCACUCCUCUCUCCACCGGGGCCCCAGAUGUCACCGGGGGGUGCGUACGGGGCCGCGCCUGCAUCAGCAGCGCCCGUCUUUGGUCUGGACGCUUCCCCCCAGUUCAGCUUUGAACAGCACCCCCUGCAUGGGUUUGCAUCCGACAGGAGCCGAAUCGGGGGCAGCAUGCCGUCCGAGUACGUACGCCAGGAACUCAGGGCUAUAGUUGGAGCCCGCACACAGGGACAGCAGCAGCAACAACAGCAGCAGCAACAGCCUCAGCAGCAGCAGGCUCUGCAGCAACAGGGGGGCGGUGUGCGGGGCAGUGGCGGGGGCUCCCUCUCUCACGCAGACCUCGAAGCCCUGGGCCUUCAGCUGGAGCUGGGGGGCGGACCUUCGGAGCCUGGAUCCCCCCUCUUCCCAAUGCUGGCACCCUCGGACACUCCACCAGCACAGCCUACACCCAGGGUUGACGACAAGCCCAGUAGUGACCAGCGCAAGAGUUUGCUGCAGCAACUGCUCUCGGAGCCCACCUAGGGUCAGCUGCCCGGAGAAGACCCCGCACACCGCUGGCUGCCGACAACUGCUCGGCAUGGCCCAGCCGGCGGAUGAGGGCGUCUCUCCCUCUUGUGUGUGCGCGUGUGUUGUGUGGAUGUGUGCUGUACUGCGAGCACCGGCCAGCUCUCACUCUGCAGUGACGGUGGUGUGGUGGCCAGUGGUGGUUGGGGGAGAAAAGUACGUCAGCAGGACAGCGACUUUUGUUUGUUGUGGUUGCCGCUGUGAACUGCUCUUCGCCCCCCGCUGCAACAACGGCGCCUGCCAGUGGGACACCAGUGUGUGCCGUGGAGUAGUGCCGGAACGCCCCUUGGCGGGAGUGCGGUGUCGUUCUUGUUCUUGUUGUUCCUCCUCCUCCUGUUCCGCCGCCAGUGCGUGUAUGUGUGUGUGUGCGUGUAUGUGAUAAAGAAACUGACCAUGACGGCGGCGGUGUUAUGCGACAUGACUCUCUCUUUCGGAGACCGGAACUGCUGUGGUGAGGAGGAUUGUUCUCGAGCCCACCGCUCCUCCUAUAUUUUUUUUCUGUACAUAGGUGUAAAGCAACGCCGUGCGUGUGCCCAUCCUCAGCAGUGUGAUGACACAAGACUGCUUUUCUUUAUUUUUGCUGCUGCUGCAAGUGUAGUUUAGGGAACAGUGUUUUUUAUUGUUUUCCUUUUCUCCUGCCCUCACCACUACACGCAGUGACUGUUAUGGACGACGAUGACUAUGUGGUUUUUCCUUUUUUUCUUUCCCCUCCUCUUCAUAACUGCACUCAGCCUCACCUUUCUUGCUCCUGCAGUGGCACUUGUUUACUACUAAGAGUUGUUUUUGUUUGCUCAGCCCUGCUUUCAGAGCCAAUUUAUUAUUUGUUUUCUCUAACAUUCUAUUGCCCCCCCCGCUUAGCGUGUACAGUCUUCUUUGUGUAGGGUUGUUCUCUCACCUUUUUCCUCCCCUCCCCUCUAAUAAGAAAAAGUCCCUGUUUUUUGUUAUUGUUGAAUCGCACACCCUGUGUGCAUUUGGCUGCUCUGUCUCUCUCUCUCUCCCUCAAUGGAUUCCUUUGCACUUGUGAUUUUCCUGUGCAUGGUGCUUUCCUUAACCUCUUAGCAGGUCAUCGGGACUCGUGGCAGAGCUCAUCUGCUUUCUCGGCUGUCCUGCCUUCAAACCAGAUUGUGGUGGUAGCAGUCAUGACAAAGACAAACCUUUCUUCCUGUCUUACCUGCUAAUCUUCGUUGUGUGAGCAAAGCAAGCGCAGUCCGUCAUAUUUUCUUAAUGGGUUUGUCAUUUCUACAGCACUUUCCCCAUUUCGCAGCAACCUUCGUUGUUUCUUUAAAUUUUUUUAAAGGUGGGGGGGGGGGGGGGGUGAAGAGGAGAAGAAGGGCUUGGUGAACGGAUGGAUGUUGUUUUUUGGCUGGCAGUGCGUUGUCAUUGAGUAGUAGUACUGUUGGCAAAGGAUUCUGUGAUGGCAAAGGAAAAAAAAUGCACCCAAGGGAGGAGGUUUUGUGAAGCGCAGCGUUUCGUUCGGCGGAGGCAGGUGUUGCAAGAGAGUCUUUCUUUGUUUCCUUUACGAAUGAAAGAGCGGGCUGGGAUUUGUUGCAUGGUAGUCGUUCCAUUGUUGUUGCAUUGUUCUUGCACUGUUCUCACCCGUUUAUUCUUUCCCCGCCUUUCCUUUUUUUUUCCCCUUUCCGUCGCAGCGUCUGCUUUCUUAGUUGAGGACGUGUUUUGCAUUGCCACUUGCUAAUACAAUCUGGCCCAUACACACAUAGUGUUACUAUCACCACCCACAAUCUAAACACAAUUGCACUCCCCGAGGAAGUGGGGCCGUCUACCUCACUGGCCACGCGUUGAGUGUGGCGUCAUCUCGUGCAGAUUUUUUCUUCCCCUGAUCCUCAUAAUCCUAUUUGUUGUGCCCCACUUCCUCUGGCCUCACAUUUCUUUUCUUUCCUGCUCCAUCAUGCCUCGUGUACAAAUUGCCACUAGAAGGGGGGGCACACUUCAUCUGUUGUCCUCCACUUUUCGGCAGAAGAGAUUGACGGCUGUUUAAUGACUGCAGCGGGUGGUGCAGGGUGCGUGGAUGGGGUUCUUGACGUUUGUAGUUGGUCGUGAGGGUUUGUUUUUUGAUGUUUCCCUUGCCAUGUGCACUGGCUUUGUAGUUCAUAAAAAAAAAAGUGCGUGUUGACGGAAGCUGCAUGAUGUCUCGCGUAGCUUCCCGUUGUGUAAAUGGUUUUACUGUGUGGGUUCCCAUGCUCAGGGGGAAGAGUGCUUGCUCAUCCAAUGGAGGCAGAGAAAAAGCCGUUCCUUCUGCGGUGCCGAGUGCAAAUUUGAGUGCCAGGACGGUCGCAGUUUUGACACCCCGCAUGUGCACGGAGAAUCGCUGCUGUGUUUCACAUUACGGUGCGAGGUUUUGGUUUGCAGUGUUUGACAGGUGAAAGGAAGCUUGGCUUCCUGCGGGGCACAUGAUGUUGAAUGCGACUAUAGGUGCACCGCUCGACUUGGAGGUACCUACGGGCAUUUUCACUUAAGGGUGCGCAUUGCCGGGAAUGGUUGCUGGACGGCAGAGGGCGCUGGUAACGUUUGUUUCACCUUUUUCUUCUCCUCUGCCUGUCUCUAACUGUGUAAGUGAUGCUCACUCGCAAGAGGCCCUGCGCUGAUACUCAGCUGCAAACGGGAAGUAGAUAUGCAUGUGGCUACCCCGGCACCCUGCGUACCUUUAUUGCGAACUGGGCGCUUGGAUGUUUUUCAGGCUGCUUGGCAUAACGCUGUGAUGGUUUUCUCAGGCAGGAGUCUCAACUUAAGAAGAAAAAAAAAAAAUGAAAUACCAGGCAGAUAGCUCGAGCGUAAAAAAAAGAUGAAAAAAGGAAAUGGCGUUGGAUAAUUUUGUCGUGUGCCUUUUUCUCUUAACCAGAAGCACUGUGGUCUGGGUGGGGGAGCCAAGUGAGCGCACCCUCUAUGUUGAAAAAGAGAUAUAUAUAUAUAUAGA
Messenger RNA from Dermacentor andersoni, 9545 nucleotides. RefSeq lists its product as uncharacterized. Gene Ontology annotation, biological process: positive regulation of transcription by RNA polymerase II; cellular response to hormone stimulus. Gene Ontology annotation, molecular function: protein dimerization activity; nuclear receptor binding. Lineage: Eukaryota; Metazoa; Arthropoda; Arachnida; Ixodida; Ixodidae. Gene Ontology annotation, cellular component: nucleus. The record is from RefSeq and is a predicted model, not a curated record.